CCUCUUCAAAGCAAUUACGAUUCAUAUUGAGCAGGUCAGAUCACACGUGGCGAUCUGCAUAUCGAGUCGCUUCCUCGCUGCGUGUUGACCUCGCUGCACGCUGGCCACGACUUACCAUGGUUCAAAUCCACCGCUACUCAAUCGCGCUGAUCCACGCCGUUGUGAUUGCGACCGCCGCUGCCUCGGUAUCCUCCUCACAGUCCAAGAAACAGCACAAACAGGUUCUCACAGAAGAUAACCCGACAAAUCCUUCCCCAGCGCCGUCCACAGACCGCAUAGAAAAACAAAAUAUUGCUUCGUGGGAAGUCCAGCCGGACGGCUCCAUAUCGAACAAGCGGGGGGUUUCAUCUCCCUCUGUAGGUGGCAGGACACAGAUCCAAAGGGACGAGAACGUACGCUGGAGGAUCGUGCACGACGAGACCGAGAGCACCGCACCCGCGCUCAUUUCACAGCAGCAACCAGAGGACGUACCAAUUAAUGCACAGGGCUUUCUCAGUGUGGAGGAGGACGCAUCCUACGAGGACUGGGAGACUGUCAGUUCGUCUCAGUUGUUCCUUGAAGCGUCCGACGCUUUUCUGGCGCUGGAAGAUCGCAUUGCAGAGGAAGGACACACUCCAGAAGUAGUAGAUAAGUUGGUAAAGAUUGCAAGCAGUCGUGAGGGUUCUGGUGACGCUGAGACUGAGGGUGACUGGGCUUUCGCAGUGACGAAGUUGUCGUUCAUGCAGCUAUUCGAACCCAACACGGAGUCGUCCGACGAGCAGGCCUUUAUAGAUGCUAUACACAACCUCAACGUCGCAGCAGAGGCUGGAGUGCAGUCAGCACUUGGAGUCUUAGCAAUGCUGGAUCUAAUUGGUGUCCCAGACCCCGAGGAAUUAGAAGACCCGAGUAUAAUGCCACUUUCUCGACAAGAACGACGAGCACGAGCUGACAAGGCGUUGUCUGGUUUAUCAGAUGCCAAAGACUUUAUGGCUACAAUGGCUGUAGCGUACGGUACUUUGUCCGGAAGAAUUCCAGUGUCAACAAAGGAUGCAGCAGAGACCACUGGCCCAGACGCGAUGUGUGAAGCAGCUCUGCCGUUAUUCCACAAGUGUGCGGAGGAAAAUGUGCAUAUUAUUGUCGAUGAAGGCGGUGAGCGUCCCGUAGAGAUUGUUCGUCUCUCGGACGAAAUAUUGGACCCCAAUGGAGGCGGAUACUUCAACGAGUACGGCUUUGGAGUCACUGAUCCGCUUCACGACGAGAACGAAGCUCUGCACGAGUUGGAAUAUUACCGCGGGAUUGCGAACAACCCAAUGGAUGAACAGCAUCCUCAGGCGAUGCAGCGUCUUGGAGAAAUCUACUUUUUCGGCAAUCAAGCAGCUCACGUCGCAGCGGACCAUGGGCUGGCAGCGCAAUAUUUCCGCCAAGCAGCCGAAGCUGGAGAUCCGCUGGCUCAAGCUAACUAUGGUAUGCUCCUCGCUAAUGGUAUGGGUGUAGAUCGAGACGUACCGCAAGCGCUGGUGUAUUUCAACCGCGCUGCUCGUCAGAAUCAAGCGUUUGCGUUCCACGGUCUCGGUGUGCUGUAUUUUACUGGAAAUGGCGUGCCCCAGAAUGUCACCCGUGCUCUCGGGUACUUUGAAGAGGCCAUUGCGCUAGGAUACGCUGAGUCGCACUCGUUUUUGGGCUCGGUAUACCUCCAUGGUGACGGCGGUGUGCCUAUCGAUUACAAAGAGGCUUUUUACCACUUCCAGGCGGCAGUGGAUGGCACAGACGGACAGUCAAGUCAAGCGUUAUUCAACUUGGGCGUCAUGCACUUUCGAGGCGUCGGCACUCCACGCUCUUGCCACACAGCUCUGCCGCUGUUCCGCGCGGUGGCAUUGCAUCCCGAUCUCAUUUCUGGACUCCCGUUCUCGCUCAUCAAAGCGUAUGAAUGCUACAAGAAAGGAGACUACCUGCGUGCGUAUCUGCACUACCGACUCGUUGCUGAACUGGGGGAUGAAGACGGACAGUGCAAUGCUGCCUUCUUGCUCGAACACCACGGCCAGACUAUCCUCAAGUGGCGUUGGCUUGGACUUGCAGCGGCAGUAGAAGACUCGAGUAAUCCGCUGCUGCAUGAAGCCUUUGCCUUGUACUCACAAGCAGCGGCGUUGAACGACUCGGAGGCUGUACGGAAGACUGGUACAUGCUUCCAUGAGCCGUGGAUCGGUGUGUGUCCGAGCAACCACACGCGAGCAUUGGAACGUUAUCAACUCGCAGCAGAGCUGGGCGACGCACAGGCUGGCUACAACUGCGGCUUGAUGCUGCUGACGGGCGAUGGUGUUCCCAGAGACCUUGCAGCGGCUAGAAACUACUACGCCGAUUGCAGUGAAGCUGCGUUCCCUGCUAACGUGCCGUGUGGUGUGGCACUCGUGGGGCUUGACAUUCUGCAGCGCGUGGAAACAAUUGCUCGGCAGAUCUGGAGGUAGAAAAAGGAUAAGUUAUUUGACCAGCAGGUAAAGCGAACAUGCUCUGUCUAUUGCUCGAUUUCUCACGGCAUCUUUGUGCAAGAGUGGAGCAACAGCAUAAUACACAAGGGCUUCGCUAUUUUCCUUGAUUUACACAGUAUCGAAAGCCUUUGCGUCGUUGUCCCACGAUUGUUUUCUCUUCUUUGGCU
Phytophthora nicotianae INRA-310 is the source of this 2629-nucleotide messenger RNA. RefSeq lists its product as hypothetical. The record is from RefSeq and is a predicted model, not a curated record. NCBI's taxonomy places the organism in Eukaryota, Oomycota, Peronosporomycetes, Peronosporales, Peronosporaceae. The coding region runs from base 117 to 2441 and encodes 774 amino acids. Gene Ontology annotation, molecular function: protein binding. The transcript has a single exon.